AUGGGAAACUCCUACUCCCACCCCUCCCGACCUUCGCACGCCCCCAUAUCCUCCAAGGGACAGCCCGCCCAUUCUUCAUCCGAGCACGCCCACGUCGCCCAGUCCAACCUCCCCAAUCUGCUCGAGAGGCUCAAAAAGGACAAACAUGUGAGGAGCAUGUCGGUAGAGAUCAACUUUGCGCAGACCGAGACGCCUGUCCAGUCUUCGGGCAAGCAGAGAAAGGCCGAUUUUAUGAACAGACUCGCUGCCGCAGAGCGAAAGGCCCGUCCCCCAUGGCCGCUACUGUACCCAGCUGAUGGCAUCACAGAUGAGAUCCCCUUCUUCUCCAGUCCCCAGAGAAGACUCUCCCACGCUCAGGCGCUUCAAAGCAUCCUCCGCAUCUCCACCCAGCGACCUUGUUCUCGGUCUUUGCGCAACCUCAAGACCCCGUGGACCCCCAAGUCAUCUGCCGACCUUGAAGCUGAGAGGGCGAUGGCCCAUCGUCUUCAUCAAGAACGCCGUGCCGAGUUUAUCGCUCUGAUGGCCGAAGGGCAGAUCAAGAUCGACGCCGAGCGCGACCGUCUCGCCCGAGAUAAACGUUCACUCGUCUCCGCCAAACCCAUGACUACCCUCUCUAGCCAGACCGACAAGCCUGCAUUCAGCCUCCCUCGUUCUUUGCGCACUCCUCGAAAGCCAAAGCACCAUAAUGUCGACUAUCAGCUGGAUAAUGUGGAGAAGAGGGAGGGUUUCAUGGCCAGGCUUGUGCAAGGGCAAGCUAGAAUCGAUGCCAAACACGCGCGCAAAGUGGAGCCCCUUCAAGACCAACUGUCUCCCCACUCUGAAAUAUUUGCUAGCGUUGACGAUAUGAAGCCUUCAGACGAUGCAAGCAUGACUGCGGAGGAGAUUGUCUUCCAGCAACGCAAGAAGGAGUUUGUCGCUCUGAUGGCCGAAGGUCAGACCAAGAUCGAGGCUGUCCGUAGGGUUCAGAUGGACUCUCCCACUCUCCCGUCUUUCCCAGUGUCCAGCAAGAACCCGAUGACACCGCCUGCCUCAUCUUACAGCCAUCGCGAACCCACAUCUUCGUCCUCAUCGAUCAACACCACGUCUUCUUGGAAGUCCCGCGGACUCAAGCCCCUUCGCCUCUUGCAGUCUAGCUCGUCUAGGGCGAUCACUCGACCCUUCGGCUCCCCGAGCACUCCGACGCCGUCCGUCGGCGACCCAGAUGUGAGCAUCCCGAGCAGCAAAAAGGCCACCACGGCGAACGGCCGUCUAGACGAUCCCUUCCACCGCGCACCCGGCCAUGCACAAAAGCCGAGUAAACCUUCUUCCGAGCCGGCCAUGCGCUCCACUCGGGAGAAGGGCGACAAUGUGUUUGAUGUGAGCUUUGCCAGAUUCCGAAGCGCUAGCGGGAAGAAUAUCAAGCGCUUGGAACUUGAAGCAGACCUCAAUCUGGAGAGCUUGUCCCAAGCUGUGGCAUCGGCCGCUGUCUCUUCCUCUUCCUACAAGGAGAACCACGACACCAAAGCCCGCGACACUGCUGCCGCAGACACAUCUUUUGAGUGGAUGUCGGACAGUACUGGAGUAUACCAUGAUGCGGCGCAAGAUGUGUCUUUGGACAAGGUGCCCCUUACUCCGCCAAGCUUGUAUCCCGACGAGACGACGAAGGAGGCCUACCAAACGCCUGUGCUUAGUCCAGAGAUUGCGACCCCGGACCAUUCCGAUACCUCUAGGGUGUCUAUCACGGAUAUCAUCAACAACGCCUUCAUCGACCCCGAGCAUGAGAACGCCAACCUUGUCAAGACCGCUGGCAACCCCUUCCGUGUUCCUGACAAGGUCAUGUUUGACUACGACAAGACCUUUCCUCGACAGAUGCCUGUGCUCCCAGAGUCGUCCCCGAAGAGCGACCUCUCGACUUCAUCCGACGAGGUCAGCCAGUAUGUGCCGCAAGAUCACAGUCUCAUGUCUUUCGACUCUGAGUAUUCUCAAGCUACCGCUACCGCCGACACCUUCCACGAGCUCGACAACCUCACCCCGGUACGAUCAGAUACUUCUCCCGACUUUUCAUUCCCCGGAGACGACUCUGGACCCAUCAAGUUUCGCCGGGAAAGUCUAAAGGCGUCAAGUGAGGUCGAGAUGCUGAGCGGGAGGGACGAGACUUUUGAAUCUCUGUCUUCUCUCUGGUCUCAGCCUUCGCUGGUCAUCCGGGCGAGCGAGGAGUCUGUCCGACAUGUGGUCGAGCCAGUGGUUGAGCCAGUGGAUUGCAUGCCUUCCGCACAUACUGAUCCUCAAAACGUAUCCGAGGGCUCCAAGAGAGCGAGCGUGGUGAUCUCUAGCCCGAAUGGGAGUAUCCCGGGUAUCACCAUCUCCGACAUGUCUGACGACAACGAUGACGACUCGACCCACGACCCUACCACCCCUCCCCACCGUUCCCUAAAAUCCAAGCGUGCUCCGGCCCCAAAGAGGAUGCGAGAGAACGACACAUCCUCCAUUGCCUAUCCCAAAUCUCUUCGACGUGCGCCGACAAAGGACAAGACUGGCCGUGGGCCUUUAACGCCUCUUUCUCCAAACCUGUCUAGGAUGAGUCGCAAUACACUGAGCCUUGGAAAGUACAACUCUACCCAGCCUACCGUACAAGACAAGGAACAAGAGCAGGAUCCCAAAGAUGGCAAGAGGACUUUGAAGGGCUUUGCUAUGAAGAGGAUGAGCAUGAUGAGGAUGAGGAGUGGGAAUGGAGAGCAGAGGAGCGUUGGGCAGGGGUUGAGGAUGUUCUAG
This is a messenger RNA of Cryptococcus wingfieldii CBS 7118, 2751 nucleotides long. RefSeq lists its product as hypothetical. NCBI's taxonomy places the organism in Eukaryota, Fungi, Basidiomycota, Tremellomycetes, Tremellales, Cryptococcaceae. The coding region runs from base 1 to 2751 and encodes 916 amino acids. The transcript has 10 exons. The record is from RefSeq and is a predicted model, not a curated record.